Messenger RNA from Gadus macrocephalus (Pacific cod), 2304 nucleotides. Its product is annotated as endoribonuclease ZC3H12A-like. Gene Ontology annotation, molecular function: mRNA binding; RNA endonuclease activity; metal ion binding. The record is from RefSeq and is a predicted model, not a curated record. Gene Ontology annotation, cellular component: cytoplasmic ribonucleoprotein granule; nucleus. The transcript has 6 exons. Gene Ontology annotation, biological process: 3'-UTR-mediated mRNA destabilization; nuclear-transcribed mRNA catabolic process, RNase MRP-dependent. Bases 295 to 1755 code for a protein of 486 amino acids. NCBI's taxonomy places the organism in Eukaryota, Metazoa, Chordata, Actinopteri, Gadiformes, Gadidae.
GAGAAUGCGGCGAGCCGCCCCAGAGAAGGAGUUGGCAGCCGCGGCUACUGGAACAGGGAACUAUUGACUUUGUUCCCCUGCUCCUCUCAGCUCUCUCACUUCCUCCUCUGACUCAUACACUCUCAGUGGCUCUGCGGCUGUCUCCAGAGAGCCGGAUAAAGGCAGAGACACACACACCAACACACAGAGAACACACAGCAACACAGAGACAGACGGAGAACGGAGAGACAGACAGACAACGGAGAGACAGAGAGGGUACAGGAGUAAACGUCCGUCAGUACACAGGUGGUUCCCAUGGAGAUCUACCAGGAGCAGAAGGCUAGGAGGCUCCUCCCCAGAGACAGCCCCCCCUCCCCCCCCGGCCCCGCGGACCCCCCCGACCCCCAGCCCAGCAAGGUGGAGCGCUUCCUGAAGCUGGGCUACACCCACAGAGACAUCCACCGCGUGCUGCAGAGCCUGAAGCCCGACGCCCAGACCAACGACAUCCUGGAGGAGCUCAUCAAGACGUCCCCCCGGGCCGCGGCCCACCCCGCCUCCCUCCCCACACCGGCCCCCAGCUCCACCCCCCGGCUGGUGGCCCGCGGCUGCAGCCUCACGGACCCCGGCCCCCGGGCCCCCAGCCCCAGGAAGACCCCGGCCAAGGCGCCUCCAGGCAGCGGGUUCAGGCCGGUGGUCAUCGACGGGAGCAACGUAGCCAUGAGCCAUGGCAACAAGAAGGUGUUUUCCUGCCGUGGGCUGCAGCUGGCGGUGAUGUGGUUCUGGGGGCGGGGCCUGCGUGACAUCACCGUGUUCGUCCCCUUGUGGCGGAAGGAGCAGCCGCGCCAAGACACUCCCAUCACAGACCAGCACAUCCUGGAGGAGCUGGAGAGCCGGAGGAUCCUGGUGUUCACGCCGUCGCGACGCGUCAGCGGGCGGCGUGUGGCGUGCUAUGACGACCGCUACAUCGUGCGUCUGGCCGUGGAGUCGGACGGCAUCAUCGUCUCCAACGACAACUACCGCGACCUGCAGACGGAGAGCCCGCAGUGGAAGAGGUUCAUUGAGGAGAGGCUGCUCAUGUACACCUUCGCCAACGACAAGUUCAUGCCCCCAGACGAUCCCCUGGGGCGUAGCGGUCCGACCAUCGACAGCUUCCUGCGAAACGCGCCCUGGGAACAGGAAGUCAAGCAGCAGCACUGCCCCUACGGUAAGAAGUGUACUUACGGGAGCAAAUGCAAGUUCUACCACCCUGAACGAGCCAACCAAUCACAGCUCUCGGUGGCUGACGAGCUGCGAGCCAUGGGCAGGCCGACGCCCAUCCACCAAACGCCCGCCCAGCUCGAGGUGGAACUCACCUCUCUGUACCCCCCCUCCUCUCCGGCGAGGAGAGACCACGCCCCCCCCAGGGCCGGUCAGACCUGGGGCCCCCCGUCCUCCCUGGACCAGGCCCUCGGCUCCAUGGAGGGCUCUGUGUCCGAGCCGCGCCUCCACUCCACUGACGGCCUCUCCAGCGGCUACUCCAGCGGCUACUCUGGGUCCUCUGGUUUCCACAGCGAACCCUGGGGGGGCGGGGUCUGGGGCAGCCUGCCUCUGGCCCCGCCCCCCAGGGGGAGCAGCAUGUCAGGGGGCGGGGUCACAGAGGAGAGGCGGACCCUGAGCAGUCAGCUGAGCGCCCUGUUCCCUCCUCGCACCGUCCAAGAGAUCAUGGACACCCACCCCCACGUGGCGGACAUGUCCCAGCUCAUCUCCCUCAUACAGAGGACCACCCCCCUGUCCUAGCCCUUCAGCUAGCUAGCCCUAGCUCUAUCUUAACUUAACCCCAAACCCCUAGCUGUAUCCUAACCCUAACUUAACCCCAAACCCUAGCUCUAUCCUAACCCUAACUCAACCCCAAACCCUAGCUCUAUCCUAACCCUAACUCAACCCCAAACCCUAGCUCUAUCUUAACCUAACUAUCCUAACCCUAACUUAACCCUGAAUCCCAGCUCUAACUUAACCUUUAACCCUAGCUCUAGCGUAUCCUUAAUGAGGAGCAUGCCAUGUUGGACCAGGGCCCUGUGUUUAUCUUCUCAGCAUUAAAGCUGUUCCUCGGGUCAGAGUUAAGACCUGACCAGGUUGUAAAUGUGCAAUGCACUUCUCUAUUGCUGGAUUGCCAGCGCUGACUAACAGCAUACUGUUGUGUCCCAGUUGCCUCAAAAUGAGGAAACUUAUUUUGUUAAGAUUUAUGGUUCCGAAGAGAACGUUUCCUUCCUCCUAGCUGUGAAUACCACCGUGCCUUUAUCUCAGACCGUGUUUUACAAUGUGUGGAAUAAAACUUUUUAUACCUGA